GAGCAGUCCGGCGGGUGCAUGGGAGAAACGGGGAGUGGAAAAAUAAAGCUGGAAAAUACUUCAUGAAUUAAAGGGAUUUAUGGUUUUAUUUGAAGCAAAGCAAGGUUGUUCGUUUAAAUAACCACGCAGAAAUGGAAAGUGGACAAUGAGGUGUCUAUGGCCCGGCUACAGCUGACUGACUGAACAUGGCUCAGUUUCCCACGUCCUUUGGAGGGGGUGCGGAUGCCUGGGUCAUCUCUGUGGAUGAGCGAGCCAAACAUGACCAGCAAUUCCACAGCCUCACGCCCAGCCCCGCCGGCUUCAUCACAGGUGACCAGGCCAGGAACUUCUUCCUUCAGUCUGGACUGCCCCCUCCCAUCCUGGCACAGAUAUGGGCCCUGGCGGACCUCAACAGUGAUGGCAAGAUGGACAUGCUGGAGUUCUCCAUCGCCAUGAAGCUCAUUAAGCUGAAGCUGCAGGGCCACCAGCUGCCCCCCUCCCUGCCCAACUCCAUGAAGACGGCACCCGCACCACUCAUGGCACCCCCGCCCCCCUUUGGCAUGCCACCUAUCCCGAUCCCGCCAAUGCCCAGCCUGCCCCCCAGCUUGCCCCCCGGUGUUCCUCCAGGCGUGCCACCCAUCGCCACCCACCCCAUGGCCAUCGUACCCCCCAUCGCGCCCCUGGCAGGGGUGGGCAUGUCCCCGCCGCUGGUGUCCUCCGUGCCCCCUCCCGUACCACCCAUGGCCAACGGAGCGCCCGCCAUGAUCCAGCCUGUUACGGGGUUCUCACACCAAGGCACAGCACUCAACAAAAGCUCUUCUUUUAACCGUUCCAGUGCCAAGCUGCAGAAGGUCCAGUCUUUCGAGACUCCCAGUGCCCCUGUGGCCCCGCCUCCUGUAGACUGGGCCGUGCCAUCGUCAUCACGCCUCAAAUAUCGCCAGCUCUUCAACAGCCACGACAAGAUGAUGAGCGGCCACCUCACAGGUCCCCAGGCCAGAACCAUCCUCAUGCAGUCCAGCCUACCCCAGGCCCAGCUGGCAACCAUAUGGAACCUGUCGGACAUCGAUCAGGAUGGGAAGCUGACUGCGGAGGAGUUCAUCCUGGCGAUGCACCUCAUUGACAUGGCCAUGUCCGGACUACCCCUCCCCCCACUGUUGCCCCCCGACUUCAUCCCACCCACAUUCAGGAGGUAUCGGUCGGGCAGUGGGGCUUCCCUGACAAGCACUCUUUCGACUGGGAGUCAUUGUGAUUAUAUUGUGAGGGUUCGGUCAGGGAGUGGGGUGUCCCUGACCAGCAUGCAUUCCACUGAACAGCGCGUACAGGAGGAGGUGGAGGAGGAGGACCCACAGAAUGCAGACAAGAAGUUACCAGUGACGUUCGAGGAUAAAAAGCGUGAGAACUUUGAGCGCGGGAACCUGGAGCUGGAGAAGCGUCGGCAGGCCCUGCUGGAGCAGCAGAGGAAGGAGGCCGAGAGGGUGGCCGCGCUGGAACGCCAGGAGCAGGAGAGGAAGGAGCGCGAACGCCAGGAGCAGGAACGCCGACGCCUACAGGAGCUGGAGAAACAACUGGAGAGGCAGCGGGAACUGGAGAGUCAGAGAGAAGAGGAGAGGAGGAAGGAGAUCGAGAGGAGAGAGGCUGCCAAGCGUGAGCUAGAACGCCAGCGUCAGCUGGAGUGGGAGAGGAACCGGCGGCAGGAGCUCCUGAACCAGCGGAACCGAGAACAGGAGAACAUCGUGCUGCUCAAGGCACGCAAGAAGACACUCGAGUUCGAACUGGAGGCACUGAGUGAUAAGAAGAACCAGUUGGAGGGGAAGCUUCACGAUCUGCGCUCUCGGCUGACUGUCCAGAGGCAUGAGAUCGAGAACACUAACAAGACACGAGAGCUCCGCAUCGCAGAGAUCACCACACUACAGCAGCAGCUGCAGGAGUCUCAGCAGUGGUUGGCUCGUCUCAUCCCAGAUAAGCAGUGUCUCAAUGACCAACUCAAGCAGGUCCAGCAGAACAGCCUACACAGAGAUUCCCUGUCGGGCCUGCAGAGGGCGCUGGCAGUAAAGGAGGCGGCUCGACAGCAGCUGAAGGAACAGCUGGAGCAGGUGGAGACGGAGACGCGCGCCAAACUACUGGAGAUAGACGCAUUCAAUACACAGCUCAAGCGUGAGGGCUCGUUGGAGAAUGCGGCUCUGCUGGACUGCCUCUCCUCCCUGUCUGCCUGUCUCAGGCGAAUAGGGCGCUACCUCCAGGAGCUCAGGGAGAUCCACGUCAAGCAGCAGCAACAGCAGCAGCAGCAAUACCACAAGGAGCCCCUAGGAGGCGACAUGCAGCCCUCCAUCGACAGGAAAUCAGUAGAGCUCUCAGAGUCCAGGUUGUCUGGCACGGGCACGGACGAGGGGGUGCCGUCUCCGGUGCCAACCCCCACCCCUCCGCCUGCUGCCCAGACGUGGCUGAGUAGCGUGAGUGCCGCCAGCGAGGAGGAGACGAUGACGAUGCCGAUGGCCGCCCCCCUGCAGGACGCUCCGCCGCAGCCGCAGCCAGACCAGAUCAGCCAGCUCUUCAUGCCCCAGCCACAGGCCAAAAUACUGGGACAAGCACCCUGGCCCACGCUAGAUAAGGCUCCCUCAGUGAGCUCCCUGCAGGAGAAGGUGAAGGUGGUGUACUACAGAGCAUUGUACCCCUUUGACGCCCGCAGCCACGACGAGAUCACCAUACAGCCUGGAGACAUCGUGGUGGUGGAUGAGUCCCAGACAGGCGAGCCCGGUUGGCUGGGUGGAGAGCUCAAGAGCAAGACCGGCUGGUUCCCCGCCAACUACGCAGAGAAGAUUCCCGAAUCCGAGGUGCCACUCCCUCUACGUGCCACAGCAGCCACUGCCUGCGCCCCAGGCCCUAGGAUGGGCCCCAACAACGCCCAGAUGGCCACACCCACAUCCUCCACCACUCCCAUAUCCUCCGCCCCCACCCCGACUCCCACUCCACCCGCUAUCCAGCCCCAGGACCUGUUCCCCUCGGAGGCGGGCGCGGUGCCGUCGGCCGUCGCCCCCCCACCCCCCGCCGCCCCUCCGGUAGGCGCUGCUGCCCCCCCUGCUGCCGCCGCCGCCACCGCCCCCUCCUCCUCCUCCUCUUCGUCUUCCAAUGCCAACAACUGGGCCGACUUCAGCACCACGUGGCCCUCCAACUCGUGUGAGAAGCAGGAGAGUGAUGGCUGGGAUGCGUGGCCCUCGCAGGCGGCCCCCACCCCCACCCCCAGCCCUGCAGCAGCAGCAGCAGCAGCCCCUCCUCAGCCCCCCCAGCCUAGCCUGUCAGUCCCCAGCAGCAGUGGGCCCCUACGCCAGCGCUCAGCCUUCACACCCGCCACGCUCAGCGGCUCAUCACCCUCACCCGUACUAGGACAGGGUGAAAAGGUGGAGGGUUUGCAGGCUCAGGCCCUGUACCCGUGGCGGGCCAAGAAGGACAACCACCUGAACUUCAACAAGAACGAGGUGAUCACGGUGCUGGAGCAGCAGGACAUGUGGUGGUUUGGGGAGGUGCAGGGCCAACGGGGCUGGUUCCCCAAGUCCUACGUCAAGCUCAUAUCCGGACCCGUACGCAAGUCCAUCAGUAUUGAGUCUGGCUCUUCGGACAGUCCGCCCAGUGUGAAGAGACCCAGCCCCACCCCCAGCAAAUCUCUAGAGCUCGGAGAAGCAGAGUACAUAGCCAUGUAUACGUACGAGAGCUCGGAGCAGGGAGACCUGACGUUCCAGCAGGGAGAUCUUAUCACUGUUACCAAGAAGGAAGGCGAUUGGUGGACGGGAGUGGUGGGCGGGAGGACGGGGGUCUUCCCCUCCAAUUAUGUUAAGCCCAAGGAAUGUGACGGUUUGGGAACCGCAGGGAAAACUGGAAGCCUGGGAAAGAAGCCAGAGAUUGCCCAGGUCAUAGCGCCCUACACGGCCACGGGGGCGGAGCAGCUGACUCUGGCCCCAGGACAACUCAUCCUCAUACGCAAGAAGAACCCCGGGGGCUGGUGGGAAGGCGAGUUACAGGCGAGGGGUAAGAAGCGCCAGAUUGGUUGGUUUCCGGCCAAUUACGUCAAGCUGCUGAGCCCCAGCACCAAUAAGACCACGCCCACGGAGCCCACGCCGCCAAAACUACCUACGCCAACCGCAGUGUGUCAGGUGAUUGGCAUGUACGACUACACGGCCCAGAAUGAUGACGAGCUUCCGUUCGGCAAGGGUCAGGUGAUCAACGUACUGAGUCGUGAGGAUCCCGACUGGUGGAAGGGGGAACUGAACGGCUCCGUCGGCCUCUUCCCGUCAAACUACGUCAAGCUCACCACCGACACCGACCCCAGCCAGCAGUGGUGUGCUGACCUGCACCUGCUUGACAUGUUGGCCCCCAUGGAGCGUAAACGUCAGGGCUACAUCCACGAGCUCAUUGUCACCGAGGAGAACUACGUCAACGACCUGCAGCUGGUCACCGAGAUCUUCCAGAAGCCCCUGUUGGAGUCAGAGCUGCUGACAGAGAAGGAGGUGGCCAUGAUCUUCGUCAACUGGAAAGAACUCAUCAUGUGCAACAUCAAACUGCUCAAGGCUCUGCGCGUGAGGAAGAAGAUGUCAGGUGAGCGUAUGCCGGUGAAGAUGAUCGGUGACAUCCUGACGGCCCAGCUGCCUCACAUGCAGCCCUACAUCCGCUUCUGCAGCUGCCAGCUCAACGGGGCCACGCUCAUCCAGCACAAGACAGACGAGGCGCCCGACUUCAAGGACUUUGUCAAGAGGUUGGCUAUGGACCCGAGGUGUAAAGGGAUGCCUCUCUCCAGCUUCCUACUCAAACCCAUGCAGAGAGUCACACGAUACCCCCUCAUCAUCAAGAAUAUUCUGGAGAACACCCCUGAGAGCCACCCGGACCACAGUCACCUGCGCCAGGCCCUGGAGAAGGCAGAGGAGCUGUGCUCACAGGUCAACGAGGGCGUCCGCGAGAAGGAGAACUCGGACAGACUGGAGUGGAUACAGGCUCACGUGCAGUGUGAGGGGCUCUCUGAGCAACUGGUGUUCAACUCGGUGACCAACUGCCUUGGCCCGCGCAAGUUCCUGCACAGCGGCAAGCUGUACAAGGCCAAGAGCAACAAGGAGCUGUACGGCUUCCUGUUCAACGACUUCCUGCUGCUCACCCAGAUCAUCAAGCCCCUCGGCUCCUCCGGCACGGACAAGGUCUUCAGCGGCAAGUCCCACCUGCAGUACCGCAUGUACAAGACGCCCAUCUUCCUGAACGAGGUCCUGGUGAAGCUGCCCACGGAUCCUUCCGGAGACGAGCCCCUCUUCCACAUCUCACACAUCGACCGCGUCUACACCAUACGCGCCGAGAGCAUCAACGAGAGGACGGCGUGGGUUCAAAAGAUCAAAGCUGCGUCGGAGCUCUUCAUUGAGACAGAGAAGAAGAAGAGGGAAAAAGCUUAUUUAGUGCGUUCCCAGAGGGCGACGGGUAUCGGGCGGCUGAUGGUCAACAUCGUAGAGGGUAUCGAGCUCAAGCCCUGCCGUUCCCAUGGUAAGAGCAACCCGUACUGUGAGGUGACCAUGGGUUCGCAGUGCCACAUCACCAAGACCCUGCAGGACACCCUGAACCCCAAAUGGAACUCCAACUGCCAGUUCUUCAUCAAGGACCUCGAGCAGGACGUGCUGUGUGUCACCGUCUUCGAGAGGGACCAGUUCUCCCCCGACGACUUCCUGGGCAGGACGGAGAUCCGUCUGGCGGACAUCAAGAAGGAUCAGGGCUCCAAGGGGCCCAUCACCAAACGCCUGCUGCUGCACGAGGUCCCCACCGGAGAGAUCGUAGUGCGCCUAGACCUGCAGCUCUUUGAUGACACCUGAUGACACACAAACACACGCGCACACACACACACACACACACACACACACACACACACACACACACACACACACACUACAUGUGAGUGCUACACUCUACAGCCCUGUCCUCCCACUGUCCGAAGCCUAGUAGCUUACCAUGACAAUCCCACCUGUCCUGCCACACAUGUAAUAUUAGCGUGCGUGCGUUAGUGUGUGUACUGUGUGUUCGCAAGACAGAACGUGUGCUUGUGUGGAACCAUGUUUAAGCUAACUGUCUCAAUCAGUAAUCUAUUUUUAUGAACAGUUUUAUGUUUUUAAACCAUGACCAAGCUCCAUCAGCAAUCGUGUCUGCUACGACUUGAAAGUACAGUGCAGUACAUUUGUGCUGCUGUGCAUUCAUGACAUAUGUACAGUACAGUACAAUUCCACUUCAGUGUAAACAUGUUACGCAGUACAGGGGUCCGUAUCUCGAAAGCGUCUUUGCUAAUGACGGUAGCAACGUCCUUCGUAAGAGCGACUCAACUCUCUCUCGACAGCGACGCUCACCACUAAAUCCAAGGGAAUGGUGAGACGGUCUUAAGACGGUCUUAAGACGGUUAGCAACGACAAGAAUCGAGAAACGGACCCCAGCGUAGUACAUUUCUACUACUGUCCAAAUUGAGAAGUGGACUCCAAAUGUCCAAGUGUUAAGCUAUAUGUAUAACAAGAGUGACCUAUGCUACCUGAGCAACGGAAGUCAUUAUUUUGUCUAUGGCGGGUCGGCGAAUUAAGCGAUCAAAGCGAAUUCGCUGGGAGCGAAGCGACCUGAUCGACCAGAACGAAUUUCAGCGAUUAAAGUCAAGCUAAUGUUAUGGUAAUGAGCUAUGAUGCAGUUCAGCGAAAACCAAUUGGAAUGUUCGUAUCUUCGAAUUUCCCAGGUUGACAAGCUAGAGCCGUUAUGUGAGUAGCUAAAUCAAACAUGUCAAUGUCACGUCCAGGGUGAAUAAAGCAAAUUCAUAGCGAAACUUCUUCAGUGACCUCAGUCUCUGGGGUAGCGUAGGUCAUUUCUGAUGUACAUGUAGCUUUGGGCUGAUACUCUAGUUGAGAGAGGGCAUCAUGAAUAGUGUUUAUUAUUGUGCGCUGGUAGUUUAGAAGAGCAUAGGGAACGUAAAUUCUCCCAAUGCAGGUGUUAUUUGUUUUUCCUCAGUAGUUCUUCAAAAAGACAACCUUAUAAGACAGCAAACUGUUGUUUGACAGUAGGCCUACAGUACAUGCAUGGAAUGGAUGCGUACAUUAUCACCAAGUGAAAGGUUUCCAUCAAGCCCUGUAGGAGAAACACUAAGGUGUCAUUUACGGUUUACCAGCCUACAGUUACGUUAUUAAUAUUCAAUACAACAUUGCGGUCAUGAGAUCUAGCGGGCGGAAAUGAGAGGCCUCAGUGUGUAGUCUGAAUAAUAUCAUGGUCAUUAAUACUAUGGAUUUUGUUUUAUGUUUUUUAUGUUGUUUAUUUGUUUAGUUUUUUUGUUUUUUUAAUUUAUUUAUUUUUCGUCAUGAAUGCAAUGUGGAUUGUGGAUUUUUACCAAGUUUUGCAGUUAUUGGAUGUUUGUAAUGACAAAGGCAUCAGACCAAGAUUAUUUGAUGCUGGAGAAUGACAGGAUUUUUGGAUUGUUUUAGUUACUGUUAUUGUUAUUAUUAUUAUUAUUGUUAUUAUUAUUAUUUGCACUUGACAGUGGGCAUUAACAGCAUAUGUGAUGCCACUGUAGUGUCGACUCUGAGCUCAGCACUGAAAGUCUAGCCUAGUAAAUUAGACGAACAGGAG
Messenger RNA from Engraulis encrasicolus (European anchovy), 7590 nucleotides. It is a transcript of the gene itsn1, whose product is annotated as intersectin 1 (SH3 domain protein). The transcript has 44 exons. The record is from RefSeq and is a predicted model, not a curated record. Gene Ontology annotation, biological process: intracellular signal transduction; positive regulation of Rho protein signal transduction. Bases 186 to 5813 code for a protein of 1875 amino acids. NCBI's taxonomy places the organism in Eukaryota, Metazoa, Chordata, Actinopteri, Clupeiformes, Engraulidae. Gene Ontology annotation, molecular function: calcium ion binding; guanyl-nucleotide exchange factor activity; protein binding.